Molecule: messenger RNA, 3208 nt
Organism: Camelina sativa (false flax)
Lineage: Eukaryota; Viridiplantae; Streptophyta; Magnoliopsida; Brassicales; Brassicaceae
Source: RefSeq, a predicted model, not a curated record
UCAAAAAAAAAAAAAAAAAAAAAAAAAAAAAAAAAAAAAAAAACAAAAAAAAUCUCUGGGCCAAAUCUCUCCUUUUUUUUUUUUUGCCCUGGCUGGCUGGUGUGUUGUAGAUGCUGCUGAUUGUCUGAAAAAAAGUUCUCUCUUUUGACAACCCUGUGUGGAGGAGGAACAAUGAACGGGACGUCGUCCGAGGAAUCCCCCGAUUCAACUCAGCGGAUCGAUUCAUUCAAUGGCGAGCAGAGAGUCUACUUCGUCCCCUUGAGGUGGUGGAAAGAUGCCCAAGAUUCAAUGCCUUCUGAAUUAGUUGAAAAAAGAGAGAUCUUGUAUACAGCAACAACUGGGUCCUCUUAUGGAGGCCCUAUGAAGUUGAUAAAUAACAUCUUUAACUCCGAUAUUUUGUUCGAUCUGAGGAGAGAAGGAGAUGCGUUACAGAAUGGUGAAACGGGUGAAGCAAGCGUCUCAGGCAGGGACUUUGCUUUAGUCUCAAGUGAUAUGUGGCUUCAGGCACUAAAAUGGCAUCAUGAUGAUAAAAAUACUGAGAGAGGCGUAAAAAGUUUCUCGGCUGGAGGAGUUGACAGAGGUGAUGUUUAUCCAGUACAACUCAGGCUCUCCGUUGUGCAGGAAACCAAUUCAUUGGCGGUUAAAAUUUGCAAAAAGGACAAUUCAGUUGAAUGCUUCAGAAGAGCAUGCAAGAUAUUCAGCCUGGAUUCUGAGCAAGUAAAGUGUUCCAUGCAUGAUAUUUUACCUACUACAUUCCGUGCACAUAAUAUUUUCGUUGAUUUAAGGAGAUAUUUCCCUGUAGAAUACUCUAUGUACACUUUUUGUUUUGAGAGUUGCUNACAACAAGCAGAUCAGGAAAUGCUCCUAGAGCUUCAGAUUUAUGGAUUAUCAGACUCCAUCAAAUUGAAGGAAUCAAAAAAGGAAGAUGGUUCCACACAGCAAACCAAUGGCAUUAAUGGUGGCACAGUGUUUAGAUUUGGACGGAGUAAUUCUUUGAGCUUUUUGGCAAAAGCUGGAGAAGCUGGAACUUUGGGGUUGACAGGCUUGCAGAAUCUAGGAAAUACUUGUUUCAUGAACAGUUCCCUUCAAUGCUUGGCUCACACACCGAAGCUUGUCGACUUCUUUCUUGGAGAGUAUAGUAAAGAAAUAAAUCUUGACAACCCAUUGGGAAUGAAAGGUGAGAUCGCCUUAGCUUUUGGUGAUUUGUUGAGGAGUCUGUGGGCGCCAGGUGCAUCAACAGUGGCCCCAAGGACAUUCAAAGGAAAACUUGCUCGCUUUGCUCCUCAGUUUAGUGGCUUUAAUCAGCAUGAUUCGCAGGAACUUCUAGCUUUCUUGCUUGAUGGACUCCACGAGGACUUAAACCGUGUAAGGAACAAGCCUUACGUGGAAGCAAAAGAUGGGGAUGGCCGUCCAGACGCAGAAGUGGCUGAUGAAUAUUGGCGAAAUCAUGUGGCUCGCAAUGAUUCGAUAAUUGUUGAUGUGUGCCAAGGCCAAUACAAAUCAACAUUAGUUUGUCCUAUUUGCAAAAAGGUUUCUGUUAUGUUUGAUCCGUUCAUGUACCUAUCGCUACCUUUGCCAUGCACAUCAAUGCGAACGAUGGAUUUAACAGUCAUGAGUGCCAAUGGGAGUAGUCUGCCUAUUCCAUUGACUGUCAACGUUCCUAAGUUUGGAAAAUUCGAAGAUCUUCAUAAGGCUCUUGUCACUGCCUGCUCUUUACCAGAGGAUGAGACUUUACUGGUUACUGAGGUGUACAAUAAUCGGAUUCUUCGCUUCCUGGAGGAGCCUACUGAUUCAUUAACCUUGAUCAGAGAUGGUGACAAACUUGUCGUGUACCGGUUAAAGAAAGAUGCAAACAAUUCUCCUUUGAUUGUGUAUAUGCAUCAGAAGCUGGAAGAGCAGUUUAUAUCUGGGAAAUCUAGCCCAACUUGGAAGGCAUUUGGGAUCCCCUUGGUCUCUAGGCUUUGUGAUGUCGAGAAUGGAUCUGAUGUCGAGAACCUGUACCUGAAGCUGCUUACUUCAUUUAAGAUGCCUACUGAACUCUCCACAGAGAAUCAUGAAAUUCCAACUGAAGAAGAAGCCACUGAUAAAGCAGAUACCGUUGGUACUACAACUGAGGAUACAAAUUCCAUUGACGUGAAGGAGACUGCUGAAUCUCUUCCAGAUCCUGUGUUGAGGCUUUACCUAACUGACGACAGAGGAAACUUAAUAGAAUCUGAAGUAUUGAAAGAAAAGCCUAUAAAUAAAUCCAAGCGGGUGAAUGUGCUUGCACGUUGGCCAGUAAAAGAGCUUGACGUUUAUGAUACUUGUCUUCUGAGCUCCUUACCUGAGGUUUGCAAAUUUGGAACUAAGAGACCCCAAGAAACCGUUUCGCUUUACAAGUGCCUUGAAGCAUUCUUGACGGAGGAGCCUCUUGGUCCUGAUGACAUGUGGUAUUGUCCUGGCUGCAAAGAACACCGGCAAGCCAUUAAAAAGUUAGAUCUCUGGAGGUUGCCAGAGAUCCUGGUUAUUCACCUGAAGAGAUUUUCUUAUAGCCGGUUUAUGAAGAACAAGCUUGAGGCGUAUGUGGACUUCCCGCUCGAUGAUCUUGAUCUAUCGACCUACAUCUCCUACAAGAAUGGUCAGACAACUUAUCGCUACAUGCUGUAUGCGAUUAGCAAUCACUACGGGAGCAUGGGAGGUGGUCAUUACACUGCAUAUGUUCACCAUGGAGGUGAUCGAUGGUAUGACUUUGAUGAUAGCCAUGUCCACCCAAUCAGUCAAGAAAAGAUCAAGACCCCAGCUGCUUACGUUUUGUUCUAUAAACGCCUUGUAGACUAAAAAGAACCUGAAGCGGAAAAGACAAGAAAGAGGUAUUUGCAGUUUUGCCACUCUGUAAGGGGAAGGCUUAUUUAAAACAUCAUUAGCUUGAUUCUCGUUUCACUACAAGAUCAAGAUCAAGAUGAGCAGCUAUGUGGUGAGACUUAUUUUACAGGACAGUAAGAGACAAAGAAGAGCAAAAGUGCGGGGGGAUUCAUUUAAUUUUUACAAAAUUGGUGUCUGAUUAUUUCAUUAACCAUAUUCAAAUUAGAGUAGAAGAAUAGAGAUAAAAUUGCUUUCGAACAAAGCCCUUUUGUGGGUUAUGUUCUAAAUUGUUGUUUAGUUCUUGUGUGUCAGUUUUUUUGGCUCUCGACCAAGGAAAAUUAAGUUAUUUUAACUGAUUCUUUUCUUU